This is a messenger RNA of Argentina anserina (silverweed cinquefoil), 4434 nucleotides long. RefSeq lists its product as uncharacterized. The coding region runs from base 207 to 3890 and encodes 1227 amino acids. The record is from RefSeq and is a predicted model, not a curated record. Lineage: Eukaryota; Viridiplantae; Streptophyta; Magnoliopsida; Rosales; Rosaceae. The transcript has 12 exons. Gene Ontology annotation, molecular function: protein binding; calcium ion binding. Gene Ontology annotation, cellular component: plasma membrane; cytoplasm; nucleus. Gene Ontology annotation, biological process: endosomal transport; endocytosis.
GUCUUCUUUCUUCUUUUCCUCCGAAUCGGAGAAGAAAACGAUUACAAAUCUCUGUUAAUAUCUCCGCAGGGCUUUCAAUUCUUGCUCGGAAAUUCUGUUCCUCCGGUGUGAAGUAUCCCUAGCACGGCGUGCCUCUUGAUUUGUGGGGAGAUGCUUGAUUGAUUCAUGGUCCUGAUCUGAGCCCGAUUCGCAAUUCGACGGUGGCGAUGUCGUCGGCGCAGAACCAAGCGGCGAAUGUCGAUCUAUUCGAUGCGUAUUUCCGACGAGCCGAUUUGGACCGCGACGGUCGAAUCAGUGGCGCCGAAGCCGUCGCUUUCUUCCAAGCCACCGGUCUCCCUAAACCGGUCCUUGCGACGAUAUGGGCAUGUGCAGAUCGGAAGCUUACUGGUUUUCUUGGCCGAGAAGAAUUCUACAAUGCCCUUAGACUUGUUACUGUGGCACAAAGUAAGCGAGACCUUACUGAUGAUAUUGUUCGUGCAGCUUUAUAUGGUCCAGCUGCAUCUAAAAUUCCUGCACCACAAAUAAAUUUGACGGGUACACAUGCACCUGCGCCCACACCUGCACCUGCAUCUCAGUUCAGUUCUGCUCCUGCAGUAUCUUCCACCCCAGGCAGUGCUGCUCCCACAUCCUCCCAAAAUCCUGGGUUAAGGGGGCCGCAAAUUCCUUCAAAUGUAAAUAUGAACCACCAAGGUUUUUUUUCUCAAAGUCAGUCAAUGAGGCCACUAGUGCCUCCAUCUACUAUUGCUGCUUCUCAACCAAUGCCGGGUGUCUCUUCACAAGGGUUCUCUCAGGGAGUUUCAGUGGUGAAUUCACGUCCACCGAACUCGAGUAUGCCAAAUGAUUGGGUUGGAGGAAGGGCAGGUGGCGCUCCGGCAGGGAUGCUCUCUCAAGUCGUGAACAGAGGUCUCAAUCCCUCUGCCACACAGGAUGGAUUUGGGCUGGCAACAUCUGGACCAACAGUUUCUGUGCCAUCUAGACCACAGGCAGCUGCUGGCAUAAUACCAUCAGGACCACCAGCUAACGAUUCCAAAUCAUUAUCUGUCUCUGGGAAUGGCUUUGAUUCCAAUUCAUCUUUUGGAGAUGAUGUGUUUUCUGCUAUCCCAUCUCAACCAAAGCAAAACUCUUUUACAAAUUCAUUCCCAUCUGGCAGCAUACCAGUUUCAUCUGCCAUUGUACCAGCAUCUGUUGGACCCCAAUCUUCUGCUCAUGCAUUUCCGGGUGGCAGUGUACCAUACUCAUCAUCCACAGUUCCAGUCGCUUCUGGGCCUCAGUCUACAGAGAGGCCAAGUAACAUUUCUUCCAUGCCGUCUGUUGCUGGCCAACCUCAGCAGCCUCGGUCAUUUGCAUCAUCAAACAAUCAGGCCCCGACUCUGACUACAACACCUGCAGUUUCACAUGGAGCUGGGAACUCUGCUUCUGGUCAGUCCCAAAUGCCAUGGCCGAGGAUCUCCCAAACUGAUGUUCAGAAGUACUCAAAUAUUUUUGUGAAAGUCGACACAGACAGAGAUGGGAAAAUCACUGGUGAACAAGCUCGUGACUUAUUUUUGAAGUGGGGAUUACCAAGAGAGGUUUUACAGCAGGUGUGGGACUUAUCGGACCAAGAUAACGAUAGCAUGCUUUCUCUCAAGGAGUUCUGUAUUGCACUAUACUUGAUGGAGCGGUAUAGGGAGGGCCGUCCUCUCCCAGCAGCUCUUCCAAGCAGUGUUUUGUUUGAUUUAUCUGGUAUUAUUCCACCUGCCAAUAAUUACACCAAUGCUGGCAAUGUAGCUUGGAGACCUACAUCUGGUAUUCCUCCACACAUGACACCCCCAGUUGGUGGAACACCUGGUGCUGGCGCUCGACCCCCAGUUGGAGGAAUGUCUGGUACUGGCGGUCGUCUCCCAGUUGGAGGGAUGCCUGGUCCUGGUGGCCGGCCCCCAGUUGGAGGAAGGCCACCAAAACCAGUUCCUGCUUCUCAUUUUGAGGAAAGGCCGCAGAUCAAUCAGCAGAAACCAAGAGUGCCAGAGUUGGAGAAACAUCUUGUAGAUCAACUGAGUGAAGAGGAGAUUAAGUCACUAAAUUCAAAGUUCAAUGAAGCAACAGAAGCUGAUAAAAAGGUACAAGAUUUGGAGAAAGAAAUUUUGGAAUCAAGAGAGAAAAUCGAGUACUUUCGCGUCAAAAUGCAGGAACUUGUUUUGUACAAGAGCAGAUGUGACAAUCGUCUCAAUGAGAUUACAGAAAGGGCAUCGUUGGAUAAACGUGAGGCGGAGUCCCUAGCCAAGAAAUAUGAAGAGAAAUACAAACAAACUGGAGAUGUAGCUUCCAAGUUGACUAUUGAAGAAGCCACCUUUCGUGAUCUACAGGAGAAGAAAAUGGACCUGUACCGGGCAAUUGUCAAGAUGGAACAAGAAGGUAGUGGAGAUGGCACUCUUCAGGAUCGUGUUGAUCACAUUCAAUCUGACCUUGAUGAGCUUGUGAAAACUCUCAAUGACCGCUGCAAAAAGUAUGGAUUACGUGCAAAACCUACAACGUUAACUGAGCUUCCCUUUGGCUGGCAAGUGGGCAUCCAAGAAGGAGCAGCCGACUGGGAUGAAGAUUGGGAUAAGUUCGAAGAUGAAGGAUUCACGUUUGUCAAGGAGCUUACUCUUGAUGUACAAAAUGUCUUAGCUCCCCCAAGACAGAAUUCCUCAUCAACUAAGAAAGAUAAAGCUUCUAAAACUGAGAGUCCAACAGCUGCAUCUCAGAAGAAGGUUGAUGAUGAGUCAGAAAAGCCACAAAGUACAGAUGAAAAUGUUGUUGAAAAUGGAGCAGCUUAUGAUAAGAAUGAAAAUGGAUCAGGAAAAAGUGUUCCAAAUAGUCCAUUAGCUAGGAGUACUGUUGGAAGCCCGUCUAGAGACUUUCCAGAUUCUAACUUUGGGAAGACUACAGUCUCACCCCGUGACAAGGAAACACAAAGUGAUCACGGGGGUGCUGGGUCUGUGUUUUCUGGUGACAAGAGUUUCGACGAAUCAGCAUGGGGUACAUUUGAUGCCAAUGAUGAUGUUGACUCAGUGUGGGGAUUUAAUGCAGUUAGUACCACCAAGGAUGCGGAUCAUGACAGUAAUAUAGACAACUACUACUAUGGUGGGUCUGGGGAGUUUGGCCUCAACCCUAUAAAGACAGGGUCAUCUCAAACAAGUGGCUUUUCCCAGAAGAGCCGCCCAUUUACUUUCGAUGAUUCUGUUCCUAGUACACCACUAAAUUCAGGAUUCUCUCCUCCAAGGUUCAAAGAUAGUGCAGAACCCUCAUUUGACAGCUUCUCGAGGUUUGAUUCCUUCAGAUCACAUGAUAGUGGAUUUUUCCCUCAAGAAAGGUUUGGAAGAUUUGAUUCUAUGCGCAGUAGUAGAGACUUUGAUCAGGGUCAUGGGUUGCCAUCGUUUGAUGAUAUCCCAGACCCCUUUGGGUCUUCAGCACCAUUUAGGACAUCACUGGAUAGUGAAACUCCAAGAAGAGACGCAGAUCCUUUUGGUUUUUCCUCGUCAUUUAGGAUAUCAUUUGACAGUCAAACUCCAAGAAGAGAAUCAGACCCUUACGGCUCUUCAGAUCCAUUUAGGACAACCUUUGACAGUCAAACGCCAAGAAGAGACUCUGACGCAUUUGGUUCUUCAGCAUCAUUUAGGACAUCAUUUGACGGUCAAACUCCUAGAAGAGACUCAGACUCUUAUGGGUCUUCAGCUCCAUUUAGGUCAUCAUUCGAUGGUACUCCGAGAGCAGACUCUGACCCUUAUGGAUCUUCAGGACCAUUCAGGACAUCAUUUGACAGUCAAACUCCUAGAAGGGAUUCAGACCCUUUUGGGUCCACAGGGCCGUUUAAACUAUCAAUGGAGAGCCAGACUCCAAGAAGAGAUUCCGAUAAUUGGAGUGCAUUUUAGCUCUGGGAAGCUUUGUUAGUGCGGGAUAUUCUUGUACUAGUUUGUUUUCCCUUGUUUUCUCUAUAAAAUCUUUUGGAUUUUCGGUUCCAUUCAGGCCGUCAAUGGACAAUCACACUCGAAGAAGCGAUUCGGGUCCUUUCAGGUCUUCAGGGUCUUUAAAUUAUCAAUGGAGAGUUGGACUCCGAUAUUGGAGUGCGUUUCAGCAAGUGGGAAGUUUUCAAAUGCAUGAUAUUCAUGGACUGGUUGGUUGCCCUUGUUUCCGACGCUUCGAAAUUACUGAGAGCUUGUAUUGUAUUUUUGUAUUCAUCUUGUGUAUGCCUCUUUCUUUAUAAUUUUUUUGUUCAUGUUCAGCUGGCUGUAUGAGUUUUCUAUUUUUUUUAAUUCUGAAUUUUCCUAAAUCAUGUUGAAGCUGAUGCCAAAUUGCCAAUUAGUCAUCUCUUUCCACCUCUUUACACUUGAUGAUUGUAUUAUUGAUUGAGAUGUAUUUUUUUUUGGCUUCGCCAUAUACUUCUCUGGAAUAAAACUUAUAGUUGAUUUUUCUAUA